AUGGGACGUAUUUUUUCCUCUUUUUCCAUAGGUUGCGAUUUCUGUGAUUUUGAUUUGGUGACUGGUCCUUACGGUGUUACUGACGAUGCGCUCAUGGCAUCAUCUGCUCAUAUUGAUUGUCCUUUACUAAAUGUGCGAUUCAGCAGUGCCCGAGGAUGGUGUCCAGAACAUUUUGGAAACGGACACUAUGUUCAGGUGCACUUUAAGACUCUUUCAGCUGUGAAGGCAAUACAGACUCUUGGACAUGGAGAAUACAGUCAAUGGGUGACUUCAUACAAGGUCAAUAUCAGUUUGGACGGAAUCACCUGGGAUUCCAUACUAAACUCCACCACCGGUCAAGUAAAGGUAUUUCCUGCAAAUUUCGACAAUGACACAGUCGUAACGAAUACACUGGAGACAAAUGUCGUUGCCAACUACAUCAGAGUGAUAAGUCUUUCUCAGAGGAAACAUACCUCAAUGAGGCUGGAGGCAAAAGGAUGUCCGGUAUCCAUUCUUCGUCAAAUCGACACAUGCCGCAGAUGGGAAAAAAAGUUGGGAUCAAGCGGCGACAUUUUCCCUGUUCUCCUGGACACGGACGCAACGAACCACGUAGAUUGUGGAUUGAAGUGUUUCGGACAGAUGGAUUGUGACAGCUUCCUGUUUGACGCCUCCUCGACCCGCUGUAGAUUACUGAAGGUGACAACUGAAUAUUCAAAUACCAGUGUAGACCUCGAUGGUGUCUGGUAUUUCAGAAAAAUGCAUUGA
Molecule: messenger RNA, 744 nt
Organism: Ylistrum balloti
Lineage: Eukaryota; Metazoa; Mollusca; Bivalvia; Pectinida; Pectinidae
Product: contactin-associated protein-like 2
Exons: 4
Coding region: 1-744 (247 amino acids)
Source: RefSeq, a predicted model, not a curated record